Molecule: messenger RNA, 2724 nt
Organism: Lolium rigidum
Lineage: Eukaryota; Viridiplantae; Streptophyta; Magnoliopsida; Poales; Poaceae
Product: exocyst complex component SEC3A-like
Exons: 26
Coding region: 1-2646 (881 amino acids)
Biological process (GO): Golgi to plasma membrane transport; exocytosis
Cellular component (GO): exocyst; plasma membrane
Molecular function (GO): phosphatidylinositol-4,5-bisphosphate binding
Source: RefSeq, a predicted model, not a curated record
AUGGCGCGUUCGAGCGCGGACGACAUGGACCUGAAGCGCGCGUGCGAGGCGGGGAUCCUGAGCAAGGAGAAGGUCCCCGAGAAGGUGGUGCUGUCCAUGCGCGUCGCCAAGGGCCGCGUCGGCCCACCGCGGGGAUUGGGGAUUGCCGGCAAGCUCACCUCCCGCCACAACCAGGGCAUGGCCAAGCCCCGCGUCCUCGCCGUCACAACCAAGGCGAAAGGGCAGAAGACCAAGGCCUUCUUGCGAGUUCUCAAGUACUCCAAUGGCGGAAUCCUCGAGCCAGCAAAAGUGUACAAGAUAAAACAUCUCCACAAGGUGGAGGUUGCUACCAGUGAUCCCAGCGGCUGCACCUUCAUAUUGGGGUUUGAUAACCUCAAGAGCCAGAGUAUUUCGCCUCCUCAGUGGACGUUGCGCAACAAAGACGACAGGAACCGGCUGCUGAUGUGUAUUCUCAACCUGUGCAAAGAGCUGUUGGGUGGCAUCCCCAAAGUUGUUGGUAUGGACAUCGUCGAGAUGGCUAUCUGGGCCAAGGAGAACACUACUACAAAGGUUACACAGGUCAGCACGAAAGAUGGCCCCAUUGAAUCUGUAUUUGGAGAGGCUGAGUCACAAGUUACCGUUGAAAAGGACCUGGUUUCACAAGCGGAGGAAGAGGACAUUGAAGCUCUCCUUGGCACCUAUGUCAUGGCAAUUGGUGAAGCAGAGGCAUUUUCAGAAAGGAUGAAACGUGAACUUGUAGCUCUGGAAUCUGCAAAUGUUUAUGCCCUCAUGGAAACAGAAUCUGUUGUGGAAGAGGUGUUGCAGGGCUUAGAAGUAGCCAGUAUAUGUGUUGAAGAUAUGGAUGAGUGGCUUGGCAUUUUCAAUAUAAAACUCAGACAUAUGAGGGAGGAUAUACAAUCUAUAGAAUGGCGUAAUAACAGGUUGGAGCAGCAAUCUGUUAGUAAUGUGGCAUUAGGUGAAGAGCUAGACAAAUUGCUUGUAUUCUUGCAAAUACCACCUGAGUACGAGGAAUCAUUGACUGGAGGCUCAUUCGAUGAGGGUAAUAUGGUCAAGAAUACAGAAGCCUGUGAAUGGUUGACCAGUGCUAUAAAGAACCUAGAAGCGUCCAAUCUGGAUCCAUGCUAUGCAAAAUUGCGUGCUGUUAGAGAAAAACGUGCAGAAUUUGUACUUCUGAAGUGCACAUUUGUUCGGAGGGCAGCAGAAUUUUUAAGGAAUUACUUUCCAAGUUUGAUUGAUUCUAUGCUAAAUGAUAAAGGCAACUUCUCUCAGAAAGGGCAACUGCAGAGGCCUGACCAUGCUGAUAUGAGGUACAAAUGCAGGAAAUAUGCACGGCUUCUACAAUUCAUCAAGAGUCUGGACAAAAGUUGUUUGCCCCCUUUGCGGAAAUCUUACUGUCAUUCUCUGAAUUUGCUAAUUCGAAGGGAGGCCCGGGAAUUUUCUAAUGAGCUCCGAUCUAGUUCAAAAGUAUCAAAGAGCAGCACACCAUUGUUUGAGGGUCCUGCAGGUGCAAAUCAGUCAGCUGGUAUUACAGAUAGUUCUGCAGAUGCGUACUCCAAGAUGAUUACUGUAUUUAUUCCGCUUCUUGUUGAUGAGAGCUCGUUCUUGGCACAUUUUAUGUGCUUCGACGUUGCAUUGGAUGCUUCAGAUAGUGAGGAAAAUAGUACGCCUCCAAGAUCUUCAGAAGCCUCUGGGAGUAGUGUCAAACCAAGUAGCAGUGCAGCUGAUUUGGGAGUGCUGAACCAAUGCUUACAGGAGUUGCUCGAUGGUAUUCAGGAGGACUUCUAUGCUAUAGUUGACUGGGCAUUCAAGCUAGAUCCAUUGAGUUGUAUAGCAAUGCACGGCAUAACGGAUCGAUAUAUUUCUGCUCAGAAGGCAGAGGUUGCAGGAUAUGUGCCUGUGCUUCUUGAUGACUUGGAGACAAGAAUAACCAUUUUGUUUGGCAGGUUCGUCGAUGAUGCAUGUUUCCAGAUCGAAAAGUAUGAGCGAAAUGUAAGACAAAUUGGAGUGGUGCCAUAUAUUCCCAGGUUUUCUCAACUUGCAGCGCGUAUGGAGCAGUAUAUCAAUGGAUCCAGGGAUCUUGUUGACCAGGCAUAUACGAAAAUUGUUACCAUUAUGUUUGUGACUCUGGAGAAAAUUGCUCAAGUUGAGCCCAAAUAUGUUGAUAUAGUACUCUUGGAGAAUUAUGCAGCUUUCCAGCACAGUCUAUAUGAUUUAGCGAAUGUUGUGCCAACACUUGCUAAAUAUUAUCAUCAAGCCAGUGAAGCUUAUGAACAAGCUUGCUCGCGCCAUAUUAAUCUUGUUAUAUAUAUUCACUUUGAAAAGUUAUUCCAAUAUGCUCGGAGAAUUGAGGAACUGAUGUACAACAUGAGUCCUGAGGAGAUACCGUUCCAAGUUGGAAUGUCGAAGGUAGAUUUCCGCAAGAUGCUGAAGUCGAGCCUAACUGGUCUUGACAAAACAAUCAACGCGAUGUAUAGAAAACUACAGAAGAACAUAACCGCAGAAGAAUUGCUACCUUCUCUAUGGGAAAAAUGCAAGAAGGAGUUUCUCGAUAAAUAUGCGACCUUCCUCAAACUGAUUGCCAAAAUAUAUCCCAAUGAAACCGUGACAUCUGUCAACGAUAUGAGAGAUACCCUAGCAGCUCUGUAGGAACUUUGCUGUUUGAUUAACUUUACAAGGUAAUAUCAUUGUAGAGAGGACUGAGCCGAUCCGGGUUUGAGCCUGAGC